Molecule: messenger RNA, 1917 nt
Organism: Purpureocillium takamizusanense
Lineage: Eukaryota; Fungi; Ascomycota; Sordariomycetes; Hypocreales; Ophiocordycipitaceae
Exons: 2
Coding region: 269-1156 (295 amino acids)
Source: RefSeq, a predicted model, not a curated record
GGUACUGUUCGCUCCGGCUCGUAACGCGCAAUACCUAACGUACCUGAGUUACCGCCAACAUCAACGGGCGUUGCCUUGGUAAGGUAGGUACUACCAGUCAGUGAGGCGGGCGAGUCCAUCACUGCAACCGCAAACUCUCAUCGACGCCGCCCCGACUCGCACGUCAAAACGGUAGACCACGCCGCCAAACCGCAUUGACCGCAAAUUUUACCUCUGUACACGGGCGCGCAUGCAGGCAUGGUGGCCGCUGGCAGCUGAGUGAGAGGUGAUGCCAAACAGAGGCACCAAGGCCCCUUCGGGGCCGUGGGGGAGGCUCAAGCCCGUCGAGCAGGAUCCCCUCGAGAGCAUUGGUCUGCCCUCCAAGGGAGACACGCGGCUCCUCGACUUCAAGACGCAGGAAAGGUAUUACACCAAGAUCGUGGAGCGGUACAUGACAUUCUGCUCCGAUGCGGGCCAACGCGACGAGCUUCUUCGCCGGUUCUCCUCUCUAGCCAUUGGUGAGUCCGCGGCAUCACGGGCGGUGCCGACGAGCGCGUCGGUGGAAGCCCUCGAGAACCCGGCAAACACCAAAGCUCUGUCGGAUGUCAUGGCGGCGCUACGCAAGCUUCGCGAGGGCAUCGUGGCCUCGAAGCGGGGCGACGACUUCGCCGUCCAGGCGUACCUCUUUUGCAUCCGCCUGUCAGUCCUCGCAAAGCAACCCGAGUCUUACCACCCGGCCAUCUUGCACCUUCUGCGCGCCCUUCACCCACAGCAGCCCCUCACGUCGGUGGAGCUGUACGAGGUCGUCGGCUAUCUGGUUCUCGACACGGCCUGUCGGCGGCGACAGCUGACCGAGGCAUUCGCGCUGCGACAGCGGUACAACCUGCGGGACGCCAAAGUCUGCGCCGCGCUGGCCGCGCUGGUGCACGACAACUCGCUCCUCUUCUUCCGGGUCAAACGAGCCGUGGACGGGCACAAGGCGCGCGUCAUGGAGUGGGCCGAGGCCGAUGUACGGAUGCACGCGCUCAAGAGCAUUGGCAAGACGUACCUGUCCGUCGACAUGGAGUUUCUCGAGCGCAUGACGGGCUCAACUUGGCACGAUCUCAAGGCAAACGAUGGCGUUGGCUGGGAGCGCGAGCAGGAGAGGGUGGUGAUACGCAGGCCCAAGGCCCGCUGAGGCGAACAAACCGCGCGCGGAGCAGCGCAGCUUCAUCCUUCGAUACGACUGUUUCAAUUUUACGGCAGGCCUCAAGAUGUUGUGCUCUCGCACGCGUGCCACCCAGCCCUGUGCGGCCAGUUGCCGGAGAAACUCGACCUUGAAUGGACCCAAGUGCGGACAGCUGCCAGCGUCCUACACCCAGCGCUACUCGCUUUUUACAUGGCCAUGCCCUCUCCGCUCACACCUGCGCAGCACUUGUUCCUCCCCGGGGUUCUAUCUUCUUCCCAACUUUGGCAACAGCAAGCAACUUGACGCGUUCUUCUCACCAUCACCACCUCAUCAUUCUCCUCCACUUCUUGUUCACCCGCCACCUUCACCACCACCCCGCCGACGCUUUCACUACGCCCUUCUGUCUGUGCCGAGAGAAAGCGAGCUUUGGCAGGACUGGCCAAGAGCACGACCUCCACUGCCCUGCCCUUCCGCAGCUCUCCCAGGCCCUCCUUAUCCGUCUCAAUUGCACGACGGUCGAGACUCCAGCACCGAUGCCUGUCCAACGUAAGAAGCCCAAGGCUAACGCGGAGCCACGAACGCCUUCAGUUCUUCUCGCAGACUAUCGCACCUGCUGGCUCGUCAAGUACGUUGUUAAUGUUAUCUUUUUUUCUUCAUUUGCUCAGUCAUGUUUCCUUAUCGCUACCCGUCAUUCCCAAACGACGCUUCCUGCUUCUCGGGGACUCCAAAGGAGCGUGGCCUUUAUGCUCAAAGUUCCAGCGCCAGGGCAC